UGUGGCAACGCUUGCAGCGACGCGAAAAAAGUAAAUUUGUACUUGUUGGGCCCCCACAAAUAAUAAAUGGCAAUUAAAACGCUGGAGGAGGCCAGCAUCGACUGGGACUCACUGAUAGAAGAGUGCGAGGAGUCCGAAGACUCCGACCAGGAGUGGGUCAACUCGAUAAUAGUGGAAGAACCAGAAGAGGAGUUGGCAGAAAUUACGGUAGAUCAGGACGAAGCAGAGCAGGCUGUGGAUGACCCCGAAGAGUGGAUGAUGGGGCUGGAGGAGGAAGAAUUAGAGCCCGGAGAGUGGAGACCAGAUCCUACGGAUUCAACGUACCGCCUGCCCUGGGCCUGCACACGCUGCCCCAUGCGGUUCGCCAGUCACGAGAAGCUUAUCGCCCACCGGCGCAUGCAUCCUCGAACGCGAAGGGAAAACUGUCCGCCGUCGUCUACCUUCACGUGCGAGGAGUGCGGCAAGGAGUUCAAACGCCGCCGCUGGCUCGACGAGCAUCUGCGCACCCACACCGGCGACCGGCCGUACGAGUGCCACGAUUGCGGUGCCCGUUUCGCUCAGAACAGCAACCUUAGCGUUCACAUCCGGACCAAGCACCUUAAGGAGGCUAAGCAUCAGUGCCCCAAAUGCCCCGGCCGUCGUUUCACACGCCGGCGACUGCUCCAGCAGCACCUGAAGACGGUGCACCAAAAGCUGUUCGAUCUGUCGUGCGAACAGUGCAGCGCCAGCUUCUCGCACCCAGUCUACCUCAAGAAGCACAUGCUGGUCCAUGGCUGCAUCAAAGCCUACUGCUGUCACAUUUGUGGCAAAAAGUUUAGCCGGCUCGAGAACCGAAACUCUCACCUCUUCGUCCACAGCACCCGUAAGCCCUACAUCUGCACUGUGUGCGGCACGGGCUUCUCAAGAAAAUCGCAUCUGCUGCAGCACAUACAGUUCAAGCAGCACCCCAACGAGGUGAUCCAGCGGCAGCAGCCAUACUUCAGCGACUUGCUCAGCCAGUUCACCCGCAAGAAGGAUGCCGAGGAGCAUAUUGAUGGAGAAUUUCCAUUGAAUUGCAAUUAAACCAUUUGCUUGCAUCCAGCCAGCAUGUUCGACAUAUCCGAGAUAUAAGAGUAUUCAAGUAUAUACCCCCUACGUAUCCCUUCUGGUCAUUCUGUUUUUUUAACUAUCACUAGAAACGUAGUCCCUAAGCUAGAGCUUAAGAGAGAACAUUUUAACUGAAUUUUAAGUGAAUUUUAAAUGAAUUUUAAAUUAAUUUGUACAUAACUAGAAUAAGUAAUCCGCAAUGCAUAUAACACUCAUAGUAUUAUUAUCGAAAUAUGUAAAUCUAAGGCUCAAAUACAAGAACAUGCCAGUUCUUCCUCUAAGCAAUCACAUGCCACAUGGGUGUGGAAGCCUCUUGCAUUUGGCAGAAGAUAGAUCUCAGUAGUAGUUUGUAAAGAUAAGAUUAGAAACUAUUUCUCGUGCAUAUAAAGUAGUACCUACACGUAUAUAUAUUUCGAUUAGGAUUAGGCUUAGGAAGAGGCCAUUGAACGCAAUUCUAGCCUCUGAUAGGGUCUGUAUUUAACUCGACUCAAACUCCUUGCCCUGCCAACCCAAUCGCUAGCCCCAUGAGGGAGUCCCUUAGAAGACAGCAAAAAUGGACCCAUCUACCGAUGCUGAUCAAACCGCUGUACACUACUCUUAACGGUUCCUAGCAGUCACAUGAAUUAAAUUCCAUCAUCGAUUGUGUGCUUCCUGGGGAUUAUUUUAAUCACAGAAGCUAAAUAUCGAAA
This is a messenger RNA of Drosophila obscura, 1775 nucleotides long. RefSeq names its product gastrula zinc finger protein XlCGF7.1. The transcript has a single exon. Gene Ontology annotation, biological process: regulation of transcription by RNA polymerase II. Gene Ontology annotation, cellular component: nucleus. The record is from RefSeq and is a predicted model, not a curated record. NCBI's taxonomy places the organism in Eukaryota, Metazoa, Arthropoda, Insecta, Diptera, Drosophilidae. Gene Ontology annotation, molecular function: RNA polymerase II transcription regulatory region sequence-specific DNA binding; DNA-binding transcription factor activity, RNA polymerase II-specific. The coding region runs from base 67 to 1062 and encodes 331 amino acids.